CGCUGGUUUCCGGUGGGAUGGCCUCAGUGUUUGCUGGGCACACAUGCGAGGUAGGAGGAUGAAAUGAGACAAUCCGGCUGCCACCGUGAGAUCAGGUUUAGAAUGGAUCCCGAAUGUGAGCAUCGUCUCCUCCAGCAGAUCAACAUAGAAAAUGACAACCUCAGCCCACCAGCUAAACUACCACUGCAGAGUCGAACACCCAGCGGCUCACCUUUAUCUUCACCCAGUCAGCUUGGAGACAGAUUUAUUCCCACCAGAGUGGGAGCCAACUAUAUCAACUUCCACAGAAACGGUGAAAAUGAGAAGUCACCAAGUGAGAACAAAACAAAAGAAGCGUCUUCUGACAGUAUCAAAGCAGACAGACUGGCCUACUCUGCCUUACUGAAGAAUGAGCUGCUGGGAGCAGGAAUAAAAAAGAUCCUGGACCCCCAGACUGAGGACAGACGUCUGCAGCCGACGACACCUGAGAAGAGGAGCCUCUUCACUUAUUCACUCAAGACCAGAAGAUCGUCGUCGGACUACACCACCAACAUCUCUCCUUACUCGCUAUCGUCUAUUAGCAACAAAAGUCGGAAGUUGUUGCGUUCACUGAGGAAGCCGACCCGCAAGAUCCCCCAGAUCCCCUUUAAGGUCCUGGAUGUUCCGGAGCUGCGGGACGAUUUCUACCUCAACCUGGUCGACUGGUCGCCUCUCAACGUGCUCUGCGUCGGUUUGGGCUCCUGUGUUUACCUGUGGAACGCCUGCACCAGCCAGAGAACACGCUUGUGUGAUCUGUCGGUGGAGGGAGACUCGGUCACGUCGGUCAGCUGGUCUGAACGGGGGAGCCUGGUGGCGGUCGGGACUCAGAGAGGAUCCGUUCAGAUCUGGGACGCUGGUGCUGGAAAGAAACUAUGUGCCUUAGAAGGACACAGAGCCAGAGUUGGAGCGCUGGCUUGGAACGCAGACCAGCUGUCGUCGGGAAGCGGCGACCGCAUGAUUCUUCAAAGAGACGUUCGGGCGCCUCCAAGGCAGUCGGAGCGGCGGCUGCAGGGCCACAGACAGGAAGUGUGCGGCUUGAAGUGGAGCACCGACCAUCAGAUGCUCGCUUCUGGAGGGAACGACAACAGGCUGCUGUUGUGGAACCACUCGUCGCUGAGCCCCGUGCAGAAGUAUGUGGACCACCUUGCCCCGGUCAAAGCCAUCGCCUGGUCGCCCCACCACCGCAGCCUGCUGGCGUCCGGCGGCGGCACGGCGGAUCGCUGCAUCCGCUUCUGGGACACGCUGACGUCGCAGCCGCUGCAGUGCAUGGACACCGGCUUCCAGGUGUCCAACCUGGCCUGGUCGAAGCACACUAACGAGCUGGUGAGCACCCACGGAUACUCUCAGACCGAGAUCCUGGUGUGGAAAUAUCCGGCUCUGACUCAGGUGGCCAAACUCACAGGAACCUCGUACAGAGUUUUCUACAUGGCCAUGUCCCCGGAUGGUGAAGUGAUAGUCACAGGAGCUGGAGGUGGGACUCUUCGAUUCUGGAACGUUUUCAGUAAAACGCGGUCAAUAAAGGAGCCUGUGUCGGUUUUAAACCUCUUCACCGGGAUACGAUAACUUUUACUGCUUGGAGCGCGUCCUGGUGUCUCCUCUGGACGACUCGUCAACACGGUGCUACAGACGGACAGUGCAAUCAGACGGACGGUGAAAUCAGACGACUCCGUCUCAAAUCUGCAAGCUUUUGCACAGUUAUUCUGAAUGUCUUUUUGUUUACUUUUUCAGAAAAAGUGGGUUGAUCUCCUUUUUUUUUUUUUUGUAUGCACAGUGAGAAAUUAUAAGCCUUAAAAGAAAUCUGGUGAUGUUCAUUUUUGUGGAAGCUGAAACAUGGACGGAACAGUUUUUUAUGAGUUUUUGUUUAUCUCAGGUAUAAUUUAUUGGACACGGUUGUUCUAUGAGGAACCGUUCAGAGCGUCAGUAUUAAUUCCUGUGGAGGAAAACGCCAUGUCUUACUCUGACUGAAAGAGAAACGCUAAACUUCAUCAGAUGAUUGCUGCUAUUGUGAUUCUUGGAGGGCUUACAGGGAGAGUGUGGCUGAAAUGAUGGUGUUCUUCUGUGGACAAUAAGUCUAAUGCCGUGCAUUCAGACGUUUUCUACAAUGUUGAAUCUUUGCAGAAAAGAAGAAAUAAAUGAUGGAGCAGCUGAACAA
This is a messenger RNA of Acanthochromis polyacanthus (spiny chromis), 2170 nucleotides long. It is a transcript of the gene fzr1a, whose product is annotated as fizzy/cell division cycle 20 related 1a. Gene Ontology annotation, molecular function: ubiquitin ligase activator activity; anaphase-promoting complex binding; protein binding. Gene Ontology annotation, biological process: positive regulation of anaphase-promoting complex-dependent catabolic process; positive regulation of ubiquitin protein ligase activity; anaphase-promoting complex-dependent catabolic process. Gene Ontology annotation, cellular component: anaphase-promoting complex. The record is from RefSeq and is a predicted model, not a curated record. NCBI's taxonomy places the organism in Eukaryota, Metazoa, Chordata, Actinopteri, Pomacentridae.